Messenger RNA from Neogale vison (American mink), 831 nucleotides. RefSeq names its product phospholipase A2 group IIF (gene PLA2G2F). The transcript is spliced from 5 exons. Bases 49 to 684 code for a protein of 211 amino acids. Gene Ontology annotation, molecular function: phospholipid binding; calcium ion binding. Lineage: Eukaryota; Metazoa; Chordata; Mammalia; Carnivora; Mustelidae. The record is from RefSeq and is a predicted model, not a curated record. Gene Ontology annotation, biological process: lipid catabolic process; negative regulation of T cell proliferation; phospholipid metabolic process.
UCACAGACCUUACAAGCCCUAUGUUGCUGGACCCCCAGAACACAGAACAUGGCAGAUGGGGCACAGGCCAACCCCAGAAUGUUCAGGAAGAAGGUGCUGGUUAGGCAUCUCUCUGGGUGGAGGGGCCCAAGCCUCAGGGCCUCUUCUCCUUGGAGAAGCUCCAGGUCUAGCUUGGGUAUGAAGAAGUUCUUCACCAUGGUCAUCUUGGCCGGCAGCGUCCUGCCUGAGGCCCACAGCAGCCUGCUUAACUUGAAGUCCAUGGUGGAAGCCAUCACGGGGAGGAACGCCAUCCUGUCCUUCGUGGGUUACGGCUGCUACUGUGGGCUGGGAGGGCGCGGGCUGCCUAUGGACGAGGUGGACUGGUGCUGCCAUGCCCAUGACUGCUGCUACCAGAAGCUCUUUGACCUGGGCUGUCACCCCUAUGUGGACCACUAUGAGCACACCAUCGAGAAUAAUACCGAGGUCGUCUGCAGUGAGCUCAACGAGACGGAGUGUGACAAGCAGACGUGCGAAUGUGACAAGAGUGUGGUUCUGUGUCUCCGGAACCACACGUACAACGAGAAGUAUCGAAACUACCUCAACAUCUACUGUCAGGGCCCCACGCCCAACUGCAGCAUCUACGAGCCACCGCCCGAGGAGGUGGCCUGGAGACACACUGACCCCACUCCCCCUGCACCUCCCUAGUGCCCUCUGGGGACAAGACAGACUGAGCAGGGGGAGCUGGGGCGGGGGGACACUGGGAGCCCUAGGACUGCCUGGCUGCUUCUCCCUGAAGCCCCUCCGUGAGACAGGCUCCCGAGGGCUCGGGAAGGCCUGGGCUCUGACUGUGGU